Sinocyclocheilus grahami is the source of this 818-nucleotide messenger RNA. Its product is annotated as gamma-soluble NSF attachment protein-like. Gene Ontology annotation, cellular component: SNARE complex; vacuolar membrane. NCBI's taxonomy places the organism in Eukaryota, Metazoa, Chordata, Actinopteri, Cypriniformes, Cyprinidae. The transcript has 8 exons. Bases 56 to 580 code for a protein of 174 amino acids. Gene Ontology annotation, biological process: intracellular protein transport. The record is from RefSeq and is a predicted model, not a curated record. Gene Ontology annotation, molecular function: soluble NSF attachment protein activity; syntaxin binding.
CCUCAUCCUCAUCCUCGGGUCUGCUGUGUCCUCUUCAUCCGCGAAACCGAGAGCCAUGGCCGCGCAGAAGAUCAACGAGGCGCACGAGCACAUCGCCAAAGCCGAGAAAUGCUUGAAGACCAGCAUGACCAAGUGGAAACCUGAUUAUGAUGAAGCCGCUUCAGAGAUGGCAAAAGCAGCUGUGGCUUUCAAAAACGCCAAACAGUUUGAACAAGCGAAGGAUGCGUACCUGAAGGAGGCCGAGUACCACACAGACAACAAAGCACUCUUCCAUGCAGCAAAAGCGUAUGAACAGGCUGGCAUGAUGCUGAAGGACAUGAAGAAAAUGCCUGAGGCCAUUCAGCUGAUCGAGAAGGCCAGCAUCAUGUACGUGGAGAACGGGACGUCUGGCACCGCUGGAAUAGCCUUGGACAGAGCUGGGAAACUCAUCGAGCCGAUCGAUCUGGAGAAAGCCGUGGACUUGUAUCAGAAGGCCGCAUCUGUGUUUGAGAAUGAAGAUCGUCUCAGACAGGCCGCAGAGCUUCUGGGAAAAUCCUCCAGACUUCUGGUGAGACUGCGCAGGUGCGUCUUCAAGCAUUAAACUGCCCACAUUGUGAUGAUUUAUUAAAUGAUGAUUUGAAAUGCUCCUGUCUCUUUAAAGCCCCGCCUUCCAAAAAGCCAAGUCUUCUCUGAUUGGUCAGUCGACCCACGUUGUUGACUGGUCAGGCAAUUAGGUUGUGUGUGUCCGAAAUGUACCGCUCUUUACCAUAAUUGGCUUUCCAACAGUCCUUGUGGAUGGGUCAAAACAGCAGUAGGCGGGCAUUAUGCAAAUAUGCACC